Molecule: messenger RNA, 2292 nt
Organism: Phytophthora nicotianae INRA-310
Lineage: Eukaryota; Oomycota; Peronosporomycetes; Peronosporales; Peronosporaceae
Exons: 1
Coding region: 1-2292 (763 amino acids)
Source: RefSeq, a predicted model, not a curated record
AUGUACCGCAUACCGGAGGGCCAGCGGUGCGUCCUUCUGCUGGACGGCCCCGAAAGUACCGAUGUAAACACGGACACCAUCAGGCAGGAUCCUCCAAUUACUGCUUCAGCGUCCUGCCCGGAGCCUCUGAAGCCGCGUGCUACGUCCACGCAGUCAUCAUCAAUCGCACCAACUGAGAACGAUCCACGGGACGUCGUGCUGCAUUCGGACGGAUGCGCGGUUGCUCUCCAUCUGUCCGUUUUACAGGUCCGCUGUCCAGGGCUCUACAAGCAGUUGCGGCAGCUCCGCCACUUGUCGGAGGCCAAGAAUGGAGAUAUCUCCCUCAAGGUGAUGGAGAACGAGGAAGUUUGCGCAUUGCAGAACCAGCAGCAUGACGCUUCGAAGUGUCCACUUCGUGACUAUCAAUCUCUACGUCUAGACUACGUACGUUGUGCUGUUCACACAUGUCGCCGUGGACAAAUUAGUGGAGAUACUGGAAGCCAGAUCUCCAGUUCUCGAGACAGCCCUGUUAUUACUCAGCGGAGGAAGAGACUGCGACAGGAUCCUGAUGCAAUGACGGACGAAAACCAACCGCCCAGUGGACAUUGUGUCGUCCAGAAGCCACGGCGUGCCAGGAGUUUGUUCAGCGAGGCGGACGUGCUGAGUCCAUUGACUCUUUCUAGUUUGGAACAACUGGAUCAGCAACGAGGGGCGAUGCACGUCAAAAUCGAAGGGACUAAUAUCGACGCUGUUGUCACGUGCAUUGAGUAUAUCUACCGGUUCAAGGUGAGGAUGGUAGAGGAGAGCAAUGCUAUGGAGGCAGUGAAGCUAGGACAAAUGCUGGGGAUGAGACAUACAAUGCUGUAUUAUUGCCUUGUGAUAGCUAUUCGACACGUCACUACGAGUACGUGGAUGCAGAUCUUGUUGGCAGCUUCGACCUUGCCAGAUCCAGUGAUGCGUCGGAUCUUAUGUGAUCGAUUACUGGAUUUCGUCAAGGCGUUGGAACCUGAACAGUACUACGAUGCUUUAACAGAUAUGCCGUGUAUGUGUAUCAGUCGAUUGAAGCACCACGACAUUCUGGUUCGAGCAGUGGUGGGACUUAUCAAUAACGUCCGAGUCGUGGAAUUCUGGAGAAAUUUGCUGGAUGCACUGAGCCAGUGGCUGAGCUAUCGCUUCCAGACGCCUCACCCGCCCUCUCUUCGCGCAAUGCACCGUCACUUUGCCCCGGAAUGGAAACCGUGCAUGGAAAUAGAGCCCGUGAAACUCGAAGUGAAAGCUGGAGAGGGCAACUUGUUCACGUUGCUUGAGUUUGGUAAAUUUCAGCUCCAAGUUCGCAUCGAUAUCACAGAUGAAACGCCAAUUCUGUGGCGGAUCAUCCGGUCUUCAUCGCCUCAGCUGCUUACUGCCGAUCGGGACGACUAUACUGCGUUUGAUAACGACCCUCAGUUCUGGCUACGUGGCCAAAUGAAGGUCAAGUACUGGCGUGCUCAGCCAAACCGUGCAGAGGUUUUCCAAGAGAUUAUCAUCGAGUAUCAGCAUUGCCGCGACCAGUACAGCCAAUGGUGUGACCUCGUACCUCCUUCGCCUUCAAGCUUAGCUCCUGAUGUUUCAACCGCAGCAUUUCAGCCUGAGAGUACUGGAAAAGCGCAAUUUCGAGGCAAGUUUUUCAUUUGGGGUGACCCCGUAUGCAGCAUGUACCAUUUCUUGCUACAAACAACGCUCUUCUACUCGGCCCCGUUUGGGUCAUCGACUGAGUUGUCAGAUCUGAUGGUUGUGUCCGAGAUGCAGCGAUUGCCAUUGGAAACACUCGUGCUUGUACUGCAAAGUGAUCGUCUACGUAUCCCCGAAGGAGAGCGAACCUUGUUGCGAUGCCUUAAUAAGCUGGUGUUUGGCAAGAACUUUAACUACCUUGGUAGUUCACCCAAGCAAGAAACUCACCAGUACAAUGGCCGCGCGAAAGACGUGAUUUGUCUGUACAAAUGUGUUCGGUGGUGUUUUGUACCUCUCGACGACAUCAUUGGGACUCUACAGCGCUCUCCUCGAGAGCUCAAGUUCUACGAGUUGAUUGAAAAGGGUCUACAGGACACUUUCCGUCGCUUCUUGCGUCGACGCCCGUGGGGAUGGCGAAAGUACCGACACGCGUACAUGAAGAAUGAGACGAAUGUGAUCGAGUUUAGGAUCGAGGCCGGAGAGAACAAACUGUCGCCGGAGAAUUUCCCACGCGUUUUGAAACCUGAGCCAAGUUCCCAAGAUUCGUUGAUCAUGAGUCCCGAUCCGGUUUACCCGCCACGUUCGUUAAAUGUGCUGUAUUAA